Molecule: messenger RNA, 3480 nt
Organism: Verticillium alfalfae VaMs.102
Lineage: Eukaryota; Fungi; Ascomycota; Sordariomycetes; Glomerellales; Plectosphaerellaceae
Product: F-box domain-containing protein
Exons: 3
Coding region: 1-3480 (1159 amino acids)
Molecular function (GO): protein binding
Source: RefSeq, a predicted model, not a curated record
AUGGCUUCGCCCUCGGAAGACACACCCGGGCUGAGGUUGUCAGUAGACAAACCUCAGCCCGUCGAACCCCCCGCCGUCGAUCGUCUCCCUGACGAGAUCAUCCAACAAAACAACUGCAGGAUCUUGCAAGACGCCGAUGCCGACUCCUUCGCCUCUCUCGUCCUCCUCAACACGAACUGGCGCCGUGUCUCUCAGCAAGCCGAGCUUUACGCCUACCACCUUUCUAAAUGUCCUUCCUACGCCGCCAGUCACAGCGGCUCCCCCGAUAUCGAAGCCUCCGACGAUAAUCUCCCGCGCUUACGAACUCUCUUCGCCAGAGAGGUUAAGCGCAACCUAUUCGAGGCUUACCUGCGACCUGCCGAAACGACCAUCAAGCUCAUCUCCAACUCCAUCUCCUCCUCGUCGUGUCCCGGCGGCGAAGGCUUGCAAUUCAGCCCCUCCCCUCGCGGCCACCAUAUACUCGCCUACAACUCGUCUCGCAUCUAUAUUCUCGAUGUGCGGCCCGCCGAGAUCCAUGUCCGGAGAGAGCUUAAGAUUCUUCGCCGCCCCGCCUCUGCCUGUAUCAAGGAUGACGGCUCGCUGCUUGCCGUCCUGUCGAGUGAGAUGCAGGUUGAUAUUUACGACCUCACAGAGUCUCCGCCACGCCGCACCCAGUCUAUCAUCCUCGACAAUGCCCCUCGCACCAUUGCCAUGUCGCCUUGCGGCUCCGUCCUGGCUGCUGCCUACGAGGGCGGCAUCGAGGUGACCUCUCUGGCACCUGGCGCAAUGCCCACCGAGAGACGCGCAGUCAAGUGCGACGCCGUUGAUAGUCUCGCCUUCUCCUUCGAUGGCACGCAGCUGCUGGGAACAACUAUUCACACGGGCUUGCCGAACACCGUCGUACUGACAGCACCCUAUUACGACCCCGGAAGCAUGAUGGACGAUAACAUGAGCGCCCUCUGGACCACGUCCAUCCUGUUUCCAAACACAAGUCGUGACUGCAGUCACGCCGUACUGCUGCAAGAUACGAGCCGCGAGGAGGCCGCCUGGAGUUUCGCCUACGACCGCAGCUUCGAGACGUUCCGCGCUGUGCGCAUCGACGAACCUGCGGAACGGAACCUCCUACUUCACGGGGCCGAUUCCCAGCCCAAGCGAGAGCGAGCAGGCCAAGCUUGUGCCUUGCACGCUGCCCGGCAGCGACAUACCAUGGCGACCUCGUGUCGGCUGGCUUCAAGGGCAAAGACAUCUGGCUGUACGGCAUUCCCCGAGGACCUCGACGCUGUGCCGGACGGCGGCCCCGCCGUCACUGACAGCAGCCUCUCGACGACGAGCGCUUCCGGCAGGCGGAACAGCAACCCACCUUCCCGCACGCCCUCGUCACGAACGGCACAGGACAGUACCACAAGGCCGCAGUGGCAACUGCUGUGCGAUAGGCUUCGCAACACCUUUGUCUGGGGCGCAAAAAUCGCAGAACUUGAAGGUGUAAGCACAGUCAAGUGGGUUGCUGGCUUUGGCGAAUCCUCCUCCAGAGAGCGCCUCGUCGUCGCUGCCCGCGGUCUCCAGCCCGGCAAGUCCAUAACGGAAGAGGAUGACAUUGACUUUGUUGACGGUGGCCGAAUCACGCUGCUCGACUUUGCUUACGGUACCGCCGACGGUGCGAAGAAGGAGAUUACUAUCGAGGUUGGCACUAUUGAGCCAGAAGUGUUAGAGGAGGAGCGCCGCGACAUCGACGCUGAGGUUGCCAUCGUUCGACGCAGGACUGUCGCACAGAGACGAGGAGGGGAUCGCCUUAUGCGUGCUGCUACCACCGCUGGGGCCGAGGGGCCACCCCCGGUGCCUGACAUUCCGCUGCAAGAGGAUAGUGAUGGCAACAAUAACAAGGAUGGUGACGACGACCCUCUCCUUCCGAGGCGCAUAGGUGCGCCGCCACGGCCCGCGCAACAAACUACCGCAACGCCUACAGCACCGGCAGACAAUGAGCACAGGACUAUUAUGGAGGCGCAGGAAGCUGUCGACGCUCCGUACUCACACGACAACCCCCGCUCUACGACAACGUUGCGCCGUGCCGCCACGGCAGCAGCGGUCAACCGGCGACGACAGCCGCAGGAACCAGCCGCUGGUUCGGUCCCCUACAGACGUGCCGAUGGUCGCAGGGAGCACCCUCACGAGAGCGAUGCUGACAAUUGGGUACCGCCACCACCCCCUUACCAAAAAGACGACCCUGUCGACCUUCCUGCCUUCCUGCGACAACCCGCUGUGACGCCGGCGAACCAGCAGCGGCAACGCGAUCUUCAGCCGCCGCGUAUCCAGACGGCGGCGCCGACUGUGGGGUCGGCUUGGCCGCUGCCGAACCCGCAGCAGAUGGUCAAUCAGCCGCCAAUCCACACGCGUGGGUAUCAGGAACCGCCGCAUAGCGCACAUCCAGUGAUGCAUCGCAGGACGAACAGCGACUCCACAACCAUGAGCCGGCCGCGCGCCAGCAGCCAGCCUCGACCCACGACGAGUCCGUCGGUCCACGAUGGCGACGACGAAAAUAUUUACGAUGUCUCGCCACCUGAUUCGCCACGUAUCGCAGCGCGCCGGAGCAGUGGCGCUCAGCAGGACCUCGCUCCGCCGGCGCGCGGCGCAUACGAUGCUCCACGCCGAACGAGCUUGAGCAGACAACAGGAUGCCCACGCUCGCCGGCCGUCGACGGCGAAUUCACCAGCUGCUCCUCUGCGGAACUCGUCGUAUCCCUCGGACAACCAAGGUCCUCCUGUUCUAGACCUCCAAAUACCCGUGGUGAACCUUGCAAAAGGCCUGGGGCCGCAGACGAGCCAUCCAGCUCCUUCUGGCGAACCGUUGCCGAGGCGGCUGUCUAAUGCGCAGACGUGGCCCAGAUCUCCUGAGCCUAGCGCCGUGCAAACGACCCCGGCCGGUCGCGGGCGUCCGACGUCGCAGGACUCAGCAUCAAGGCCAUUCCCAUCGAUCCGGACGACAGCGCACACGCAAAGCCCGGCUGUCGAGGACCAGCCGCUCAUCAUCAGCACGCCUGGCGGCGUGACGGGCGCCUUUGACGCACCCAACCGGCGCACGUCGGGUCGUGGCAGAGGCGAGACGCCGAUCUUGGCGCCGAUACCGCGACACGUGCAGCCGGCGAUAGAGCGGCUCGAUCCCUCUUACGUGCCGCCAGUGAACACUGGCGCGAGCAUCACAGACCCGAGGUCCUCGUCGUCGCGGUUCAUGCCCUCCUGGCUGUCUGCGCCAUCGACGGUAUCGAACGGACGGCAGUCGCACGGGUCGAUCUCGCGCAAGCCGAGCCGCGCCGAGCGCAGCGCCGCGAAGAACAUGCAGGACGCCAAGAGACGCGGCUGGGGCGGGUCGAAGAAGAAGAAGAAGAGGAAGAAGCAGCCCGACUUUGAUGUUGCGAGCUCGGCGGCGUGGACGGACGUGUCGGCUGCCAGUCAAGGGAACAUGCCAGGUCGAGGUGACAAGGCGGACAAGAAGUGUGUCCUCAUGUGA